GUGGCUGCAGGCGCAGCAGUCUCCCAUCCUAAACCCAGUAUGUUUCUGCUGAAACUAACAGAAGCUGAUGACAUCGAGGCUUACCUCCAAGCCUUUGAGAGGACGGCGGCUAGGGAGAAAUGGCCCCAGGCGCAAUGGGCCAGCCUGCUAGCACCCUUCCUGUCAGGUGCGGCACAGAAGACCUAUCAGGAUCUGACGGCUGAACAGGCGACGCAUUAUGAGGGGCUGAAAAAGGAGAUCCUGCGCCGGUAUGGUUACACACUGAUCGGCCGGGCGCAACGGUUCCAUGAUUGGACGUAUGAUGCCACAGCGUCCCCCCGAUCACAAAUGCAUGAUCUGAUUAGGCUGACCAAGAGCUGGCUAACGGCGGAACCACUGACGACCACGCCCCUCGAGAAAGUGGUCAUAGAUAAAUUUCUACGCUCUCUCCCAUUUGAAGCUAAGAAGUUGGCAAGCCAAGCUAACCCACAGAGCGCGGAUCAGCUGGUGGAACUGGUGGAAGGUCAACAGGUGGCUUUGGAGGUCCUGCGCAGCGGACGACCACUGAAGGCGGAACCCUCCGCUCGCCCGAAAGAGCGGAAAAGGACGGAGGACCAUGCCUGGACCACGACCAGGGACGGAGGGACCCCGAUGGUCAGCUCCCCGAGACGACGCCCCUUCCUGAACACAGACGGCAGGAAGUGCUACGAGUGUGGUGAGCCGGGACACAUCGCCUGGAGCUGUCCAAACCGUGAUGUCCAGAUGCCUUCGGCCUCAGCCAGUGAGGUAGCCACCGGACGUCCCUGCGGGUUGCUGAUGACAUGCUGGGCGGAGGAAAGUAGUCCUACCCCUGUUACCCCGGUAAGGGCCAAUGGAAAGGACACCACAGCACUUUUGGACUCCGGGAGUAUGGUGACCCUGAUCUGCCCCGACUACGCCCAGUCCCUGAACCCGACUGACACCGUGGCCAUCACAUGUAUACACGGUGAAACUAAGAACUACCCUACCACACUCCUCCACCUACAGACCACAAAGGGACAACACACGGGACCAGCGGGAGUCGUCCCAAACCUGCCGGUCCUUAUCGGGAGAGAUUCCCCGAUGUUCCGUCCACUGUGGGCCAGUAUGUCCGGAGACGUGGGGAGACGAGGGAACCAAAAGGGAGGAGGAAGCCGGAGAGGCGGGAGGGACACCAGAAGGGGUGAUAGCCAGAUGUGUGGAUUCCAGGAAGUGGACCCCCAGGCGUCAACAGAACCCCUCUCGGAGGACGAUGCAGAUGAUGCAAGACUGGAGGAGGGUGAGGCGAGUCUGGACAGCAUAUUCCCAAUGGAUCACGAGGUGGAACCAGAGCCCGCCUCUCUAAUGGGCCGGUUUGGGACGGCCCAGUUGGAGGAUUCCAACCUGGCCAGCGCUCUCCAGCAGGUGACAGUGGUGGAUGGAAAGCCUAUCGAGGGGGUAAGUCAGAUCACAUACCCUCAUUUUUCGAUAAAGAAGAAAUUGUUGUAUCAGGUGGUGAAGAAAAACGACGAAUGUUUGGAAUUGUUGUUGGUGCCCCGACCCUUUGUACAAACUGUCCUGCAGUUGGCGCACUCCCACCUUCUUGGGGCCCACCUAGGGGUGGAGAAGACCUUAGACCGGAUCAAGGCACGAUUUUACUGGCCUGGUGUGAAAAGGGCAGUGGAAGAUUACUGCCGCAGUUGCCCGGAGUGCCAACAGGUGGCACCAAAACCACACUUUCGUAGCCCCUUAAUUCCCCUACCCAUCCUUUCAGUCCCUUUCAGCAGGAUCGCAAUGGACCUGAUAGGACCUCUACCCAAGAGCAGCCGAGGUCACCAAUACAUCCUGGUGAUUUUGGAUUAUGCCACCAGGUACCCAGAAGCCAUCCCCCUGCGCACCAUGGCUACCAAGGGAAUCGCACGGGAGCUAGUCAUGCUGUUCUCCCGAGUCGGCAUCCCAGACGAGAUAUUAACCGACCAGGGAACCCCGUUCAUGUCGCGAAUCAUGAAGGAUCUCUGCAAGCUAAUGAAAAUAACCCAGUUGCGCACCUCAGUGUACCACCCGCAGACCGAUGGAUUGGUGGAAAGAUUCAAUCGAACCCUAAAGCAGAUGCUGAAGAAGGUGAUGGAGGCGGACGGGAGGAAUUGGGACCAGCUACUACCCUACCUGAUGUUCUCGAUCCGAGAAGUGCCCCAAGCUUCAACAGGUUUCUCUCCCUUUGAACUCCUGUACGGGAGACGACCCCGAGGACUACUGGACGUGGCUAAAGAAGCCUGGGAACAGCAACCGUCGCCCCAUCGAACCAUGGUGGAACACGGGGGGGUGUGUGGCAGACGGCAGGGAGAGGUGAGGGGAGUGGUAAUUGAGGGCAGAUACGUUGCCGCCCGCUGGCUCCACCCCCGAGCCUUAUAUGGACUUCCUGCCCCAACGAGGCAAGCCUGGGCCUAAUUAAGCCAUUAAGGGCAGAGGGAUAAAAGGGGAAGCGGAGUGCACGAACGGCGCAAAGUACCGUGAGGGAAACGCGUGUUGUGGAGAGUAAGAGAGAGCGAAAAAUAUCUGUGUGAUUACCUGUUUUGACCCGGACUGUUUGACUAACCCCGCUGUGUACCGAACUGUUUUGGCUGAGGACCUGGUUUUUGGAUAUCCCUGGAUUACGGAAAAGGACAACGAGAACGGAUUGUGGACUUUGGAUUGGUUGCUGAAUUUCCCCUUCCCCUCCUUGUG
Anguilla rostrata (American eel) is the source of this 2700-nucleotide messenger RNA. RefSeq lists its product as uncharacterized. Gene Ontology annotation, molecular function: nucleic acid binding; zinc ion binding. NCBI's taxonomy places the organism in Eukaryota, Metazoa, Chordata, Actinopteri, Anguilliformes, Anguillidae. Gene Ontology annotation, biological process: DNA integration. The record is from RefSeq and is a predicted model, not a curated record. The transcript has 2 exons. Bases 40 to 2424 code for a protein of 794 amino acids.